AUGAACGACAUCAACAUAAACAUAUCAGUAGGUAGUAAAAAACGAAAAACUGAAGGGCCUGUAGCUAACGCAGCUAGUGAAGUUGCAGUGUUAGGACAUGUUCACCUAAAUCCCAUGAUAAGUAUGAGGCAACUAGCAGCUACAUCUAUAAUCAACCGAACUAGCGUCCAAGUUAUUUUGAAGAUGAACAAAUUCCAUUCAUUUAAAAUACACUUACUUCAAAAACUUAAUGGGGAUGAUUAUGACCGCAGUUUGUAA
Diabrotica balteata is the source of this 258-nucleotide messenger RNA. The record is from the annotation of a GenBank genome assembly. NCBI's taxonomy places the organism in Eukaryota, Metazoa, Arthropoda, Insecta, Coleoptera, Chrysomelidae.